AUGGCCAACCUCAUUACGUCCCUAUGCUCCUUGAAAUGGCGGAAAGCAAGGCAAAGUGGCAAGAGCAGAGAGAUUGUCGACUAUGUCGUACAAGCACAUUCCGUUUUGAUCGAAUUACCCGACCUGAGGCCCGGGCCGGUGACAAACAAAACAUUGGGAGGUCUCGUGUCAAUAUGUUCCGAGUCACAUGACCCUGACACCGUUGAGAUGGUUCUCACUGAUCCACGCAUGCGCAAGAUAAUUCCCUCAAUGCGGAGCAUCUCGUCGCAGUCUGAGUGCUGUCUCGAGAACUUCUGGGCAGAGAAGAUAUCAGAAGCACAGGACUCUAAGGAAGCCCUUCAGCUACUUCUGUCAUUCCCCUACUUCGAAAACUAUGUGGAGCUAGCUCGACUUGAAUUAUUCGCCUUGUACGCCGUCAAACCUACCCUCCCCACAUCGGUUGCGUUCCUGGGAUCCGGCCCGCUACCCCUAACAUCCAUGUGCCUCUUACGGGCAUUGAGGGAUAUGCAGUCCUUCCCAACCGCCACGGAUCCCGUGGUCGUAAAUGUUGAUCAGGAUGCAUCUGCGCUAUCGGCAUCAACUGUACUUUGCGAGAAGCUGGGAGAUUGGAGCCAAGGCAUGAGAUUCAAAUGCGCUGAUGCUGAAUCGACUAUGGACUUGAGAGAGUUUGAGGUUGUCUUCCUUGCUGCACUGGUGGGUGUAAAUCAAUACGAAAAAGAAGAGAUUAUCAUGAGCGUGACGAGGCGAAUGACAGCCGGGGCACUACUGGUGGUCCGCAGCGCGCAUAGCCUUCGUACUCUUCUAUACCCCGAAGUCAACCUAAACACAGAGAGACUUCGCGGCGUACUCCAAGUUGAAACUGUCACCCAUCCGUUUGGAAAGAUUGUCAAUUCCGUUAUUGUCGCCAGAGUCAAAUAG
Messenger RNA from Neoarthrinium moseri, 918 nucleotides. RefSeq lists its product as uncharacterized. Bases 1 to 918 code for a protein of 305 amino acids. Gene Ontology annotation, biological process: nicotianamine biosynthetic process. NCBI's taxonomy places the organism in Eukaryota, Fungi, Ascomycota, Sordariomycetes, Amphisphaeriales, Apiosporaceae. Gene Ontology annotation, molecular function: nicotianamine synthase activity. The transcript is spliced from 3 exons. The record is from RefSeq and is a predicted model, not a curated record.